Messenger RNA from Spathaspora passalidarum NRRL Y-27907, 1830 nucleotides. It is a transcript of the gene XKS1, whose product is annotated as xylulokinase. The record is from RefSeq and is a predicted model, not a curated record. The transcript has a single exon. Gene Ontology annotation, cellular component: cytosol. NCBI's taxonomy places the organism in Eukaryota, Fungi, Ascomycota, Pichiomycetes, Serinales, Debaryomycetaceae. Gene Ontology annotation, molecular function: D-xylulokinase activity. The coding region runs from base 1 to 1830 and encodes 609 amino acids. Gene Ontology annotation, biological process: xylulose metabolic process.
AUGACUGUUGAAUUACCAGCAUCAGAACCUUUGUUCUUAGGGUUUGAUCUUUCUACUCAACAAUUGAAAAUUAUUGUAACCAACCAAAAAUUAGCUGCUUUGAAAUCUUACAAUGUUGAAUUUGACGUUGCUUUCAAGGAAAAAUACGGCAUCACUAAAGGUGUUUUAACCAACAAGGAAGACGGAGAAGUUGUUUCCCCAGUUGGCAUGUGGUUAGACUCCAUUAACCAUGUCUUUGAUCAAAUGAAGCAAGACGAUUUCCCAUUCAACCAAGUUGCCGGUAUUUCUGGAUCUUGUCAACAACACGGUUCCGUGUUCUGGUCUCACGAAGCAGAAAAGUUAUUGAGUGGCUUACAGAAAGACCAAGAUUUAUCAACACAAUUAAAGGACGCUCUUUCCUGGGACAAAUCUCCAAACUGGCAAGAUCACUCUACUCUCGAAGAAAGUAAGGCUUUCGUCGAUGCUGUUGGCAGAGAAGAAUUGGCAGAUAUCACUGGUUCAAGAGACCAUUUAAGAUUCACUGGUUUGCAAAUCAGAAAAUUUGCAACUAGAUCCCAUCCAGACAAAUACGCAAACACCUCUAGAAUUUCCUUGGUUUCCUCAUUCAUCACCAGUGUUUUGUUAGGUGAAAUCACCGAGUUGGAAGAAUCCGAUGCCUGUGGUAUGAACCUUUACGAUAUCAAGGCUGGUGACUUUAACGAAGAAUUAUUGGCCUUGGCUGCCGGUGUCCACCCUAAGGUUGACAACAUCACCAAGGACGAUCCAAAGUACAAAGCUGGUAUUGAAGACAUCAAGGCUAAAUUAGGUAAGAUUUCUCCAAUCACUUACAAGUCUUCUGGUUCCAUUGCAUCAUACUAUGUUGAAAAGUACGGCCUCAACCCAAAAUGUCAAAUUUAUUCCUUCACCGGUGAUAACUUGGCCACCAUUUUAUCCUUGCCUUUGCAACCAAACGAUUGUUUGAUUUCCUUAGGUACUUCCACCACUGUUUUGUUGAUCACCAAGAACUACCAACCAUCUUCCCAAUACCACUUGUUCAAGCAUCCAACUAUUCCUGAUGGGUACAUGGGUAUGAUUUGUUACUGUAACGGGUCAUUAGCCAGAGAAAAGAUUAGAGACGAAGUUAACGAAUAUUACAAGGUUGAAGACAAAAAGUCCUGGGAUAAAUUUAGUGAAAUUUUGGACAAGUCAACCAAAUUUGAUAAUAAAUUGGGAAUUUUCUUCCCAUUGGGUGAAAUUGUUCCUCAAGCCAAGGCCCAAACUGUAAGAGCCGUUCUUGAAAACGACAAAGUUAUUGAAGUUGGAUUAGACACCCAUGGAUUUGAUAUUGAUCAUGAUGCCCGUGCCAUUGUUGAAUCGCAAGCUUUGAGUUGUAGAUUACGUGCUGGUCCAAUGUUGAGUAAGUCUUCCCGUGCCAGUGUUACUUCCCCAACCGAAUUAAAGGGUGUAUACCAUGACAUUGUUGCCAAGUACGGUGACUUAUACACCGAUGGUAAGCAACAAACUUACGAAUCGUUGACCUCUAGACCAAACAGAUGUUUCUACGUUGGCGGUGGUUCCAACAAUAUUAGUAUUAUUUCCAAGAUGGGUUCCAUCUUGGGUCCAGUCCACGGUAACUUCAAGGUUGAUAUUCCAAAUGCUUGUUCUUUAGGUGGUGCUUACAAGGCCAGUUGGAGUUAUGAGUGUGAACAAAAGGGCGAAUGGAUCAACUAUGAUCAAUACAUCAACCAAUUGCUUAAGGAGUUGAAGUCAUUUAAUGUUGAAGACAAGUGGUUGGAAUAUUUCGAUGGGGUUGCCUUGUUGGCCAAGAUGGAAGAAACUUUAUUGAAGUAA